This is a messenger RNA of Metarhizium robertsii ARSEF 23, 3372 nucleotides long. RefSeq names its product transcription factor hoxa13. Bases 1 to 3372 code for a protein of 1123 amino acids. Lineage: Eukaryota; Fungi; Ascomycota; Sordariomycetes; Hypocreales; Clavicipitaceae. The transcript has 3 exons. Gene Ontology annotation, biological process: protein transport. The record is from RefSeq and is a predicted model, not a curated record.
AUGACGGUCGCUGAUUCCACCGCCAAUCGGUCUGUCCAUGCCAACGGCAAACUGAACGGCCAGGCAACAAGCAAGAGAAGGACGGUGAAGCAACGGGGCUUCUUUGGCUGGGCUUUUAGUUUAUUUGCUAGAAUUGCUACCUGGGCUGCCAUCCUCACGAUUCUUUUUCGCUGUCCAACAUCCCCCGAAGCCUGCGAUGAAGCCUCUCCCUUCAUCUGCAAACCGUACUUUCACGUUAAGAAUGCCGCAAAACCACAUGUACAACCCUAUUUCGACCAGUACGCCGCGCCUUAUGUGGACCUUGCCAAACCAUACUACGACACCUUGAACAGCCGUGUUUUGACACCGACACGCCGAUAUGUCGUUCUAUAUGGGACUCCAUGGGCCAAUAAGGGUUAUGGCAUUGCUCGUGCUCAGUGGGAGAUGAAUGGCCAACCUCAACUUGUUCGUCUUCAGACCUUGACCAAGGGUCAUUACGAGAAGUCGAUAGCGCCUCAUCUGGCCAAGGCGGAAGAAGCAGUUGGCCCGUACUAUAAUGCUCUACGGAAACAUUCGCUACAGGCGUACAACGGCUAUGUACUGCCCGCCUACGAGUUUGCUCGCCCUUACUUGCUCCGUGGAUACAAUGCGGCGGCCGAAUUUACAACCACCAAGGCUCUGCCAGCUACUUCCUGGGCUUGGGGCAAGGCAAAUGCUUUCCUGGAUACUGCAGUCUGGCCCCAAUUGCGUGUUGUCUAUGUUGAAAAUGUAGAGCCACAGCUUGUCCGUAUCGGAGAGCGACUUGCCCGAUACAAGGCUAAGUCUAACACUACUAAUAAGGCGUCAUCGGAUGAGGCACCUGUUAAACCGGCUAGCUCGAUAGCAUCAAUUUCAUCGUCCUUCAGCAAGCCUCCCCCGCAAAGCCCGUCUACCUCCGCUACCACGACGAAUACUGAGGAGCCAGAGGCUACUGCGGCCGAUUCAGACAAGACAGAGUCUCCACAAUACUGGAAUCCCGUCGAAGCGCCGGCUGCUACCGAAAAUGAGAGUGAACUGCGCAGAACUGCUCGAGAAAUGGUUGCUAGUGAUCUUGCGACCUGGCAAAACAAGUUUGCUUCCCAAGCCGAGGAAGGUGCUAGUGCCAUAGAAGAUCAAGUCGAACAAAUUGCUCACAGCCUGAUGGACGAAAAUGCUAGAGUGACUGGAAAGGGACUGCUUAGGCAGCUUGAGGACACCAUUGCGUUUGAAAUUGCCAACGUAAAGCAAAAUAUUUCUAAAAUUAUAGAAUCCGGCAUUGCGGAUGCUCACCAAGAGGCAAUAUCCGCUGUUCGAUCAGCUGGGGUGGCCAUUAAGAAGAAAGCGCAGCUGAUCCGAGGAUGGCGUGAAGAUUACGAUACCGAGCUCCAGGAAGCCGUGCUAAGUGCAGCAGAUGUUCAUUUUCAAAUUCUCGAUGAAACACGCAACCUGGCCCUGACAAACAUAGGUAUGAAGUGGGCUUGGACCGAUGGUGUUACCUACAAGGACUGGCAGAAGUACCAUGAGCUGAAAGGUGCCCUCAACGAUUGGACUGAAGAAUUGAAGCAGCUCAUUGUUACGCACCCGGCGCUCCUCGAAGCCCAGGAGCUUUCUCACCAAAUUGAGGAUGAUGGUAUGACCAUGGCCUCGGCUGCCGCUAAGGAGUUGGUUCGGUUAAAAGAGGUGUCAAACUGGAAGAUUCUUGCUCAUGAUUUCACUGACAACUUUGAUUCUGAGGAAAUGCGCCUUGCUGCUGAGCACGCGGCAGCAAUAGCAGCCGCCGCCACAAAAGAGGAAACCGAGAUACAAGAGGCCACGGAGCAAAGCCAAGCGGAACGUGCUCCCAACGAUGAUACUCUGCGGGAGAAUGUGGAUGAGCCAAAUGAUCACGAACCGGCCCAGGCAAGUGUCGAAGGACUCACUGCGGAUGCUGAAACACCAACCCUUGAGCCACGCGAGGAGCCAAUUGCCCUACCUGCUGAGGAUGCUGCAAUUACUAUCGCUGCUGCCGAUAACCAGGAGCCGCUAGCUGAGUCUGAAGAAAGUUCAAUACUAUCAAGCGAAGCCGCUGCUGAUACGCAUACGACGUCAACUGAGGCCCCGGAUUUUGUUGCGGAUGAGGAAGAUGGGGAAACUGCUACGCCCGCCGUGGAGGAUCAACACACUCCUGUAAGCCCGGCCAUGUUUGGAGCAGCUGCCCAGUCGGUUGCGGACCGCCACCCAAUUCUGGAUGACGACACAGAUUCUAAUGCCUUUGCCAGUGUAACGAGUGCGGCCCAAGCAGCCUAUUCUAGUGCCGUGGCCCUUGCUGCUGAUCGUUACUCCAGUGCUUUCUCUGUUGUCUCCGCACAAGUGGAGGGUACAUCCAGGCCAGUACAUGAGCAACUAUUCUCGUCUGUUUCCGCCGUUUAUGAUGGUGCUGUCUCUGCAGCUAGCAAGAAGUUCAACGACGCCGUUGCGGCCGCAUCUUCUGGUGUUUAUAACACCGCUCCUACACCAACCAAAAGCAACAAUCUUCCCGACUGGAAAAAAGUCGAAUCUAUUGCGGCCCAGCGAUUGAGUGAGGGGAAGUUGUGGGCAGAGAUUCAAUACCAGAGUAUACUGAUUGCCCUCCAGCUGGCUACUCCUACUCCGACCUCGCCUUCUGAGAAGUAUUACGAGCAGGCCAAGUAUCACUAUUACGCAGGGUUGGGAAUGGCGCAAGAUAGGUAUUCAAGCUUCAUGGCCGCAGCCUCGUCGGCGUGGUCAUCAGUGACGGCUACGGCUACGGCUACACCUACGCCAACGGACUUUGUGGGAUCUGCCUCUUCAAUGGCUUCGGUUGCGGGAAAGUCGGCGAGAUCUGCAGUCGGUGCGGCCGAUGAUGCCGUCAAAUCUGCCUAUACAGCCGCCAGCCAGGGAGUCAUGUCGGCUGCCCAGGAUGCGGAGGACGCCAUUCAUCAAGUAGCAGAUGCGGCCGCGGAGCAAGUCGUCAAUGUUGCGGGCGCAGUUGCGGACACAUGGGACGUUGUUGUCUCUGAACUGAGCAUCGAAGUUUAUGGCCAGCCCACGGCUAUCGGGUGGUAUGAAGGUGCAACGAAGACGGCUGGAUCUGCUGUCACGGCGGCCACUGAGGCGGUCGCUGCGGCCGCAGCUCAACGCUAUUAUGCCAUCAACAAAAUGGUAUCCGAGCUGGUGAUUGGAAAAGAGCCCACAUUUAGCGAGAGUGUCAUGUCAAGGCUCAGCGCCAUUUAUUCUACGGCAACGUCCAAUGUCGGCAGCGUGGCCAGCGAAGCCAGUGCUGCGGCUUCAUCAGCAGGCGACAAGGUUGGAAGCGCAGCUAGUCGGGCGACCGAGGCCGUCAAAGGAUCUGCUCAACAAGUACGAGACGAGUUGUGA